AUGGAGACACUGAAAGUAUUCGAACACCCUCAUCCACUAAAGCUCAUUGAUUUGCAGCUACAAUAUGAAGAAAAUGAAGAAGAAGAUGAGGAGGAGGGUGGUGGUCUGGUUACAAAAAAAGAAGGGUUUGGAGGUGCCACAUGUGGGAGGUGUAGGGAAGAAAUCCAUAUGUACCACAGGUACUACUACACAUGCACCAUUUGUUCAUCAUCAUGUGAUGAUAAGAAGGUCUUCUCACUUCACAAAUUUUGUGGUGAGUUGCCACCAAGGUUGGAGAAAACAUUACACAGACAUCCUCUUAUCCAGCAACUGGCACCGGCUUAUAAUUGGAGAUGUCAUAUUUGUGGGAGUAGUCAAGAAAACAAAAUGUUAUACGAGUGUGAUGAAUGUUAUUUCCACAUUGAUGUAAAGUGUGCCAUGGAAGUAGGAAAGAAUGUGAUCCAUCAUCCCUGCCACCCUCACUUGCUGAUGUGGGCCAUCCCUAAGCCCAUUUUAUGCGACUGUAAUGCUUGUGGGAAGGAACAUAAAGGGAUGUUCUAUCAAUGUACCACUUCUGGUAGCUUCACCAUACACAGUGAAUGUGCUUUCCUACCGGAAGCAUUGUUAAUCCAAGAGAGAACAGACGGUGCUUUUCAUCAUACCCAUCCCCUCACCAUUUCAUAUUCCUUUCCCAGACAAGAUCAAAAAGCUAAACAUAAUCCUGGAUGCAGAGUAUGUGGUGAUGGUUUUUAUUAUGAUCAGGAGGAUCUUUGGAUUUACAAAUGCGAUAAAUGUCUCUACUACGCCCAUCUGGAUUGCGUAAGAGUGCCUCCGCGUGCUGGCCUUGGCAAAACCAUUAAAAAUUAUGAAGAUGUUGAUCAUCCUGGUCUUCUCCAUCUCCCAUUCCCUGAUGAAACAUAUAGCCUUCCAAAACACAACUUGUUUUUCCAACAAACCACUAAUGAUGAUGAUGAUCAUCAUCAUCAUAAGAUUAAGGUAGAUGAUCGCCUAACACACGACAGUCACCAACACCCUCUGAUUCUAGUUGAUCAUGGGCAAACCUCCUCCUCCUCCUCCUCAAAUUCUUUGUUAUUAAUAAAGUGUCAUGACCCAAUGAAAAAGACCCAACUGCUAUGCAAUGGAUGUCUCAGGCCAAUCAUGGAGACCAUGUAG
Messenger RNA from Lactuca virosa, 1152 nucleotides. The record is from the annotation of a GenBank genome assembly. Lineage: Eukaryota; Viridiplantae; Streptophyta; Magnoliopsida; Asterales; Asteraceae.